AUGAGAGUACGUUUACAUACAGGUAACAAUAAACUUGUUCCUAAAUGGAAAAAAAAUGGUGCAAGUUCUUCAAAUCCAUCUCGAACAAAACACCGAGAUGCUGCAAAACUUCAACUGCUAUCAUCGCUAUCAACAUCACAACCACCAUUAGUUAAUAUUCAGCCAACAAAACUAGCUCAUGAUACAGAUCGAGUUUCUCAAUAUUCAAAAACAACUUUAGGGACAACAGCAACGAAUGCAUCAAUGAUUCAAGUCAAUGCACGAGUUAUUCAAACCUUAUUGGAACGUCAGCCAGCUAAAAAUGAUCAACACCAAAUAACCAUUUGGUUAGAUGGUAUUUGUCGGGCAUAUUGUUCGUUUCAUCGUUCCGAUCCUGUGACUUGUCUGACAUUCAUUUCAAAAUUAUUUGAAAUAUGUAUCAAUGAAUGUCUUCUUUCCGUUUACAAACGCGUACAAACAAAAGCUACAAACGUUCUCAAAACAAUAAUAAAAACCAUAUUGAAACCUCAGACGGAAACAUUACGUACAAAUCCAUUGUUAAAACAAUUAUUUAAAUAUGUUGAACAUGGUCUGACAUAUGCCUAUACUUUAUCAUGGAAUUGUGUCUUUCAUCUACUGGCUGAUAUGUUUGAAUUAAUGGGAAAAGAUUAUUUUGAAUUUUGUCAAAAUUGUCUCUCAUCCUUAUCUGGUUUACGUUCAACAAAAGAUUUUUCAUUUUUAGCAGAAUUAGAUUCAACAGUUGGCAAAGCUAUACGUAUAUUUGGACCAAAAAAGAUUUUACAAGUAAUUUCAUUGAAUUUAACCGGCACAAUCAAUGAUGCUCAAUUAGAGCAAUCAUGGUUAUUACCAUUAUUACGUGAUAAUAUAACACAUACAGAAUUAAAUCAUUUUGUUGGCUACUUUUUACCAGUUGCAUUUCAAUUACAAACAACAGCUGACAAUCUUCGUGAAAAAGGUGAUUUAACAAACUCAACAGUAUUAUCUACAUUACAAGAUCAAAUUUGGUCGUUAUUUCCUGGUUACUGUUCCUAUCCAACAGAUCUUUCAAUAAGUUUUAAAUUAGUUGCAAAGGGUAUUGGUACAUCAUUAACCAAACGACCAGAUUUAAGAUUACAUCUAUUGGCUGUUUUAAGAAAUCUCAUAUCAAAAACUAACAAUGAAUCGGAUCGAGAAGAAAUUGCAAAAUAUGCAAAAAAUUAUUUACCAUUAUUGUUUAACUUAUACACAAGUGAAAAAUGGAAUGCAUCGCGUGAUCCUGUACGACAGAGCGUCUUUGAAACAAUUAAACGUUAUUUAACAAUAACCGAUCAUGAGUUAUGUCAACAAUUUUUUGAUAAAUCUUUAGAAAAAAUGAAAAAUACUGAACUUGAUCAAACGACAUUAACUUAUUUGCUUGAUAUUGUUUUGGCUUUAGUACCAUAUUUGGAACAGAAGUGUUUAGAAACAUUGGAAGAGAAAUUGAAACAAUUAUUUUCAAUGAAAGAUGGAAGUUUGAAACGAAGUGCAAUGAAAAAAUCUUACCGAAUUUUAGAAGAAUUAUGUACACGACCGACAGCGGCUAUUCAACAAUUUAUUAAUGAAGAGCGUUCAAAUUUCUUAUUCGAACAUCUUCUUAAUUCAUUAACAAAAUCACAAUCAGCACUGAAAGGACCUCAACUUCGUUGCAUUUCAAGUUUACUUGAUAUGCCGAAUAAUCAAUCAAUGGCAAAAAUGAAACAAAUUAUUUCAAACGCUAUUCAAUGUCUGCAUGAAAUUAAUGGUCGAACAAGAUGCGAUGGCUAUUUAAUUAUUAUUAAAUGUGCACGUCUUUGGACAUCACUUAGUGAACAAUCAUUUAUCGAUUCAUUGACAGGAUUUUUUCAUUUUCUUAUGGCUGGUCUUGUUAGUCCGCAUUCACCAUCAAUGUCAUCAGCGACAUUACUUGCCAUAAGUCGGCUAUGUCUUGAAUUUCAAGAAAAUUUAGCUGGCACAAUCGUUGAUGAACUUAUAUCAACAUUGAUACUUGUUCUUCAAUCAAAAGAAAGACAAAUUAUUCAAGCAGCUUUAAGUUUCUGUCGUGUUUUACUUAUUAUUCUUAAUGAAACUGUUCUAUCGAAAUACAUUGAACAAUUGGCUAGUUCAUUAACGAUAAUGCGUGAAGAAAAUAAUUUUACAUUUCGUUCCAAACUCAAAUUAAUCUUACAAAAACUUGUUAGAAUAUUUGGGUUUGAUGCAUUGCGUGAUCUAUUUCCAGCUACUUUCCAUGCUCAAUUAUCUUACAUAAAUAAGAUGCAUGUUCGUAAAGAACGCCGUCGUAAAGGUACAUCAACUAUUGGUCGAAGUGUUAUAACAAAAGUUGAUGGUGAAGAUGAGUAUGUUGAUGACAAUGAAACAACAUUUACUGUUCGACCAAAACUUACUAUUGAUCAAUUACUUGAUGAUUCCGAUGAUGACGAACAAAAUCUGGACGGAAUGGAUGAUGCUCGAACAAUGGCAACAGCACGUACAACAGCUAGUACAAAACGACGACAACAAAAAGCAGCUUUGUGGAUAAAAGAAGGUCACGGUGAUGAUGAUCCAAUCGAUUUAACUGAACCAACAGCAGCAAGAAGUAUCUAUGCAACAAAACCAUUGACAAACCGAGAAACUGAAGCUAUGAAAACAGCUAUGAAAAAUAAAAGAAAGAACUCAGGUUUCCGUACAGCACCUGACGGUCGUAUUAUCAUUGAUGUUGAUGAUGACGAAAAUCAGCAAAAAGAUAUGAAUGAUGGAGACGACGAUGAUGAUGAUGAAGAUAUGAAUCGGGAAGAUUUGAAAGGUCUAAUGGAAACAUUAUCAUUAAGCCAACGAGCAAAAAAUAAACGUAAACGUACUUUCGAAGAUGAAGAUGCUGACGAUAAUGAUGAUUAUCAAAUUAAUGACAAGCAAAGUCAAAGUGUCCAUUCAAAAUAUCGAUCCGGUGGUGGUGGUAUUCAUCGAACACUGAAUCAACCACCUAAAACACAACAACGGCCUGGAGGAGUUUAUAAAGCUAAGCGUGGCGUGGGUGGUGAUAAAAAAAUAGCUAAUAAACAUGAUCCAUACGCGUAUAUUAAACUCGAUUUUAAUGCUCUGAAUAAAAGAAAACGAGGUAAAUUCAAAGGUCAAUUUGAACAGAUAGUUGGUGCAGCUAAACGAGGUGCAAAUCGUGGUGCUAAAUUAGGCGCCAAAGAACGAUACCAUAAGAAGAAUGUGAAGCGUUUGAAAAAAACAUAA
Molecule: messenger RNA, 3234 nt
Organism: Rotaria socialis
Lineage: Eukaryota; Metazoa; Rotifera; Eurotatoria; Philodinida; Philodinidae
Source: the annotation of a GenBank genome assembly